AUGUCCAAGACUACUCUCGCUACUAUGGCCUGCCUAGGCGCAGGAGGUGGUGCUGCUAUCACUGCCGCCAUCUACUCCAUUCGAGGCGGUAAACGUGUCGAGGAGACCAAUACUCUAGCUACGCCUCCUCCGUCAACCUCAAACUCCUUCGCCGCUCUUCCUGCUCCCACCGCCUCUCCCGCCGUUCCUCCCACCCAAGUCUUCGGACCUCCAGCCACUGCGCCUUCCGGUUUGCCAAUCGACCCAAGCGCAAUCGUCAACCCUGGGGGCCUCUUCGACUACGGCUUUCCAGGCCCUAUCGCCGAUGUCGCCAACCGCUCUGGCCUUGUCUCUUCCUACGAUCGUCGUACACGAAACCCUCACUGGGUCGUCGAACAUAUCACACCUGCUUCUCUUGCCAUUCGCGAUGGUGAUCGAAAGCACAGCAGCUUUCUUGAGGAUGAUUCUGUGCCACAAAAGUUCCGGGCUCUGUUGAAGGACUACUACCGCAGCGGUUACGAUCGUGGCCAUCAGGUCCCUGCUGCCGACUGCAAAUGGUCUCAGAAGGCCAUGGACGACACUUUCUACCUCACAAACAUGUGCCCUCAGGUCGGCGAUGGCUUCAACCGUGACUACUGGGCUCAUUUCGAGGACUUCUGUCGUCGUUUGACAGUCAAGUAUCCCUCAGUUCGCAUCGUCACAGGCCCUCUCUAUCUUCCCAAGAAGGAGGCAGAUGGCAAGUGGUACGUCAAGUACGAGAUGAUCGGCACUCCUCCUUCAGUUGCUGUGCCCACACACUUCUACAAGGUGAUCUUUGCUGAGGAUGGUCGCGUUAGUGGAAACGUCGCGCUGGGCGCUUUCGUUCUCCCUAACGCCCCCAUCUCUAACUCUAAGCCUAUCACCGAUUUUGAGGUUCCUCUUGAGGCUGUUGAGCGUGCUAGCGGUCUCGAAUUUGCUACCAAGCUACCACCUCAGCGAAGACGACGUCUGUGUUCUGACCACACCUGUGCCCUUGUGAUUCGAGACUUCGCGGAUAAGCAAAAGGCGUUCCCUAAGAAAUAG
Fusarium tjaetaba is the source of this 1041-nucleotide messenger RNA. RefSeq names its product endonuclease G mitochondrial. Gene Ontology annotation, molecular function: nucleic acid binding; RNA endonuclease activity; metal ion binding. The transcript has a single exon. The record is from RefSeq and is a predicted model, not a curated record. The coding region runs from base 1 to 1041 and encodes 346 amino acids. NCBI's taxonomy places the organism in Eukaryota, Fungi, Ascomycota, Sordariomycetes, Hypocreales, Nectriaceae. Gene Ontology annotation, biological process: apoptotic DNA fragmentation. Gene Ontology annotation, cellular component: mitochondrial inner membrane; nucleus.